UCUUUUGUCUUUCUCUAAAGCGGAUAUUGAAGUAGGAUCUUUCCACUCUCUCUGUAAGAGGCAGUUUUUACCUUUUCACACUCAAAUCGUAAUGUCUUUCCAGGAUUGAUAGAGUUACUUAAGGGCUCCGUUUCAGGCAUGGCAUUUUCACUUCUGGUUUUCAGACUGUUUACUCCAUGGCUCCAUUCCCUUUCCCACAACUGGCAGAGCUGAGGGAAAAGUACACCUACAACAUUACACCGUUCCCAGCUGCAGUGAAGCCCGCCUCCGUGUCUGGACGACAUGGUAAGAUCAGAGACAGUGAUGAAGAGAAUGACCCAGAUGAUGAAGAUGCUAUUGCUAAUGCCGUGGGGUGUCUUGGGCCUUUCAGUGGGCUCCUGGCACCUGAACUACAGAAGUACCAAAAACAAAUUAAAGGUAAAAAAGGUGGCUCUCUAUUUAGAUUAUCACAAUGUGUUGGUUCACUAUAGCAGGGGUACUGUUAUUGUAACCUAUAAAUGCCUAUUUAUUUUCUGAACUGGU
Myotis lucifugus (little brown bat) is the source of this 522-nucleotide messenger RNA. RefSeq names its product TBC1 domain family member 30-like. The transcript has 2 exons. Bases 177 to 470 code for a protein of 97 amino acids. The record is from RefSeq and is a predicted model, not a curated record. Lineage: Eukaryota; Metazoa; Chordata; Mammalia; Chiroptera; Vespertilionidae.